ACCCUCAAUUAUUUCCCCAGCGCCACCACCACCACCUUGCCGGGGUUAAAUCGAAAAGGGUAUCUUCCUCACAAACUGGCAUUGAUUCCCUCCCUCUCCAUCCUACGGUAGAAAUCGACGGCUUCCGCCAAUAUUUCGAAUCUUAUGGCCAAGUUACUGAUGUAGUAAUCAUGUAUGACCAAAACACGCAGCGGCCCCGUGGGUUUGGAUUUAUUUCCUUUGAAUCUGAGGAUUCGGUCGAUCGAGUGUUGCACAAAACAUUUCAUGAUUUGAACGGGAAGCAAGUAGAAGUGAAGCAGGCUCUUUCUAAAGAUGCCAAUCCUGGUGGAGGCAGUCGCUCCUCUAUGGGCGGUAAUGAUGGUGGUUAUCAAAGCUAUGGCGCUUCUGGUGGGAGUGCAGUAGGCUCAUAUGAUGGUAGAAUGGAUUCAAUGAGGUAUAUGCAGUCACAGGCCGCUGGAGGCAGCUUUCCUCCUUAUGGAUCAUCUGGCUACCGUGGACAUGGAUAUGGUUACAGUACUGCUGCAAGCAAAGGAGUUGGAUAUGGAGGCAGCCAGGGGAUUGUUUGAGAAAAUGCCAUCUAGAGGUGUUGUGGUGUUGUGUCGUGGAACUGCAUGAUAGAUGGAUAUGCAAGGGUGAAGAACAUCUCGUCUGCUCGUGCCUGUUUUGAUGAGAUGCCGUGCAGAAAUGUGGUUUCAUGGAGACCAGGGCACAACAGCCUUAUCGUG
This is a messenger RNA of Linum trigynum, 725 nucleotides long. NCBI's taxonomy places the organism in Eukaryota, Viridiplantae, Streptophyta, Magnoliopsida, Malpighiales, Linaceae. The record is from the annotation of a GenBank genome assembly.